AUGGCAGUAAGUCUGUGUACAAAUAUAAAAGUCAUAGGAGAACAGCUUCAUUGGGGCGGUACAUUAAACGAUUUAAAAGAAUUCGUGUCAAAUGAAUUGAAACUUUCUGGCGGAUGGACGUCGCCUGAUGGUGAAGUCAAGCUGUUCACUAGUGAUACAGCCAAUGUGAGUUUGAAAUGGCAUGGUAAAACCACGAAAUCGAUUACCCUGUUUGGAGAUUCAAUAGAAACAAACAAUCUAAGUAAGUUACUAUCGACUAUAUAUGUGUAAAGAAAAGCCCGAGAAUCUGGUUAACGAUGCUGUUAAAUGGCAAGGCUUCGAUGAUUUCAAACAGCAAAUGUUGGAAUUCACUGCAAACACGAACACGACAAUGGAAAGCCUUAGAACUGAGGUGAAUCAAUUAAAAUUUAAAGUUGAUCCGUUGCUUACUUCAGAGAACGUCGUUGAUGAGCUAAGGAACGACAAACUUAGUCUCAUGAAAGAAAACUCUGAGUUGUGCGAGAAAAUGUUGAACCUUAGUUCUUGAACCUGAACGAGACAGUUUAAUAACAGCACUUAAAUUACAGCAACAGGAUAUCGAACAAAAUCGAACCACCACUCAAAAGCGCCUUGCAGAAUGGAAAACAACGUCGGCUCCGAAGAACAAAGACAAUCAAGCAUCUGCUACAUUGAACUUGCACAAAAGUUUUGACACCUUAGACGAUGAGUUGGACGAAGGAAAUGGGGAACAACAUCCAAGUAUAAUUAACCUUGACAUUAGUCAACAAUCCGAUCCUGAUCAUCAACCAACCGAAGACAAUAACACCUCAACUGGGAGUAAUAACGGCGGAACCCUAACUGGACACAUAACAGAUCGUAGGAACCAAAACAAAGAAAAAUCACAGGAAGCAAAACAAAACAUAGUCAUCAUUGGUUAUUCCAUUGUAAAACACAUUUUUCCAACAAAUUUGUCUGAGAAAAAGGUGCAAAAAUUUACUUAUCUUGGUAAAACGGCCUCAGAAAUAAACAAUAAACUCAAUACAAUCGAAUCAAACCUAACGCCUUGCCACGUUGUAGUGCAUGCGGGAACAAACAAUAUCCCUUCGCAAUCCGUGGACGAAUGUAUAAACGACAUUGAAGAACUUAUUGUUGGAGUGAAGGAGAAAUUUCCUAAUUCAAAAAUUGGUAUAUCUGGUAUUACAACAAGACAAGACAUCGACUCGACAUCAAAGGUUAAUGAGGUCAACGAGAAGAUCAAGGCCAUCUCACUGAAGCAUAGUGUUAAAUUUAUUGACAACUCAUCUUUGGACGAAACCUCUCUAAACUCCAGUAAGCUCACUUGA
This is a messenger RNA of Paramuricea clavata, 1322 nucleotides long. NCBI's taxonomy places the organism in Eukaryota, Metazoa, Cnidaria, Anthozoa, Malacalcyonacea, Plexauridae. The record is from the annotation of a GenBank genome assembly.